Messenger RNA from Trichoderma aggressivum f. europaeum, 414 nucleotides. RefSeq lists its product as uncharacterized. The transcript is spliced from 5 exons. Bases 1 to 414 code for a protein of 137 amino acids. Lineage: Eukaryota; Fungi; Ascomycota; Sordariomycetes; Hypocreales; Hypocreaceae. The record is from RefSeq and is a predicted model, not a curated record.
AUGCUGCUGCUGCUGCUGGGGGUGGGGGUGGUAGACGAGGGGGAAGAGGAGGAUGCCGAGGGGGCGGUGCCCCACGUAGAAAGCAUGGUGAAGAAGAAGAAGGGAGAGGAGAAGGAGGAGAAGAAGAAGAACCAGGGCAGCGGCCCCAUGUCCACGGGGGGCGUGGCCCCAAUGGGACUUUGUCCCAGAAACAACGCCGCCGCCAACGCCGACCCCAAAAAGGGGGAGGAGAAGGAGAAGUCCGACGAGGAUAUGGCCGAUCACGGCCAAGACGACGACGACGACGACGACGAUGACGAUGACGAUGACGAUGACGAUGAUGUUUUGGCGGUUGCCACACCGGCGCCGCGGGCCCGUGUGCCCACCAAGGGUGUGCCCUCCGGGGCGAACCUUCGCCGUCGUGGGAAGAAAUAA